AUGAAAAGUACUCCAUGUUGUAGACGAACAUUCUGUGGCGCAGCUAUCUUUGAUUAUGAAGAAAUCACGAACUAGAGACCGGAACAGUGUUUGAUUUUCGGUUGAGUAAAUCGGAAACCAUACACUUCCAAGAAUUUCCGAAGAUCCUUCAGCAUCGGUUUGAACGACAACGCUCCACAUCCCCGGCUUGAGAUUUGUAGUGUUGAGCUUCUGUAGAUUCAAGGAAGCAAACUGGGUCCCACGAAUAGAAUCAUAAGGACGAAGCUUCUGAGUAGCAAUUGCUUUUUGAUUAGGACCUCGCCAUGUGAACCGUAUGGGGGGACUGGUUUUCGUUUCAUUGACGGUGGUCGCUAAUUCAUAUACGCGACUCCAACGCAGAGCCACGGUAGGUGAAGAGUUCAAAUCAGCGUAAGCAGUUAUUCCACGGAAAAACUCCUCCUUAUGGUCUAUAUCUAUUCCAGCCAUGAUCACCUCCAGCUUGAAGCCAUCUGUAAUCGCAGGCGAGACUAUGUUAGACACCAACUUCCGCUCAACCAAAAGUUGCAGUGGAACAGGAGAAGAACGAGUCUGAAACCGAUAAAUAUUCCAAAAAUUAUUUAUCUACAACAGGGAAAAGCUCAUAUUGUGGUCAACUCAUUCAUCACGACACUCUGA
Messenger RNA from Haemonchus placei, 654 nucleotides. The record is from the annotation of a GenBank genome assembly. Lineage: Eukaryota; Metazoa; Nematoda; Chromadorea; Rhabditida; Trichostrongylidae.